UGGAAACUUCUUCUGUAGUCCUCUGAACUCGACCGUUUCUUCUCCCUUUUCGAGCACAUACAUACGCACAAACCUUCAUUUUUCAGUUGGUGAGUUUCAGAAUCGAAAGCAGAGGGAGGAAGAGAAGAGAAAAACAUGUUUGAGUCUCAGUCCCUCCUCUCCAGAAAGGGGGCUUUACGCAGUGUAUGGGAAGCUGCUUAUUUUCACAAGAAGCUCAAGAAAGCCCAAGUCACUCAGACCAAUAUCUCUUCCUCCGUCGAUAAGAUUUUAGUAGAUGAAGUUCCUGUCCUUGCAUAUAGAAUAUUGGGUUACAUUCUUCUUGGUGUUGUGAGAAUAUACUCGAAGAAAGUAGAAUAUCUGUUUGAUGACUGCCAAAAGAUGCUGAUUAAAGUCAAGGAUUUUGCUGUUGGUAAACAAUUUAAUGCAGAUAUGGAGGGAUUUUCUGCACCCUGUUUCUCUAUUACUCUACCAAAAACGUUUGAACUUGAUGCUUUUGAUUUGGAGGUCUUGGAAGAUGUUAGUGGAGGCAAUGUGAGACCCCAGGAAGAGAUUACGCUUCAAGAUACCUUGAAAAAUGAGGGAAUCAGGCAUUACUUUCUAGAUCAGUAUCGUUUUGAGGAUGUUGCUUCCCAACCCGAAACUUGUUCUACCAUUUCCCCACCAGAUGAGGAUUUUCUUUUGCCUUGCCUGAUGGACACUGCUCAGUUGGUAAGCUCAUUACAUGAUCUGAGCAGCAUAGAAGCAAGCAUGGAGAAGUUUCGAGAUUGUAGCUUUUCUCAAGGAGAAUGUUUGGACCUUCAGUUGUUUCACAGGGUUGAAAUAGACAUUGGGGGACCAUUUGAUGGAGAGCAUCAUAGUAAUGGAGAGCAGACAUCUCUGGAAAUGACAUCAUCAGAAAACAGAAGACAUCAAGUCACUAUAGAAUGCCAUUCAGUACCUAAUACAUUUGAUGCAACUCCUCAGUCCAAGCUCCAGGUUACUGCAGAAGGCCAUAGAGUAACCAAUACGCUUGAUGCAACUCCUGAGUCCAAUCUCCCAGAUGCUUCAGGUUCUACUACACCAGAGUUUAUUAUUGUUCACACCCCAACAAAAAAGGAGCAUGCACGAAUUCCAAGGAAGAGAAAAUGUUUGUUUGAUGAGAAAAUAGUUCUGUCUAGCGAGUUCCUUAAGAAAAGCAUACAAAGCUCAAGUGACUUGAUACGUAAACGAAGGAAAGUUCCUCACACUGCUUAUGAUGCCUGGAAAGUUUAUCAAAUUGCUAAUCUCUCGCAGGGUUUCUUGGAGGCUUUGAUUCCUUGCAUUUCCUUGGAGCUUAGAUCACUCUUCCAUGCAAAGAAAUUAAUGACCCCAGAGCUUGUUGUAAAUGUGGAAGCUCCUGAUGGGUUAGUUGUACCAGGAUCCCCUACUGUCAAUCAACUCUUAAAGGAAACAGCAAUUGCUCCAGAAACACCUGCAAUUCACUCAACAUUAAUGGGAGUAUCUGAGGUCCACAAGCUUACUGAUUCAGAUAGAGUGGUGCCUGCAAGUUCAUUUGAGAGUUCACAGCAAAGGCAAUCUUCAAGUGAGAAUGAAGAAUUUGAUAUCCUGAUGAAUGAGGAGAUAAAUUCAUGUGAAGUAGCUAACCAGAAAAUAAAUGGAUGGUCAGAUAGAACCGGAAUGGUGGCAAGAUACCUGUGCAGAAGCUUUUUAAAUCAAAAGAAACAAGGAGAUGAGAAUGCUGUGACCCUGUCACAGUUUCUGACAGGAAAAACCAAGAAAGAAAGUUCAAGACUAUUCUAUGAGAUACUGGUCUUGAAAAGUAAAGGGUACGUGGAUGUAGAGCAAAAUAAUGCCUAUGGCGACAUCCGUGUGAUGAAAACUCUUCAAAUGGAAAGUGUUUCCGGGAAGCUGAAGGUGUCCAGAUAGGAUUAGAGGCUUGCAGUUUGAUCUGUGUUUAAUGGAUAGCAUGUUGUACACACCCAGGUAGGAUUAGAAUCUGUUAGUUCCAUCUGUAUUUAGUGGGUAGAAAUAAUAUGCAUCAUAAAGAUGUAGAAUGCAGGUAUAGCCUCGUUUAUGUUGACAUUUCAGGCAUGUAUAUAAAGUUGGUCUUUAAUUUUUAUAUGGCCUCAAUCUUUGAUUC
Vitis vinifera (wine grape) is the source of this 2119-nucleotide messenger RNA. RefSeq names its product sister chromatid cohesion 1 protein 2. Gene Ontology annotation, cellular component: synaptonemal complex; cohesin complex. NCBI's taxonomy places the organism in Eukaryota, Viridiplantae, Streptophyta, Magnoliopsida, Vitales, Vitaceae. Gene Ontology annotation, biological process: synaptonemal complex assembly; mitotic sister chromatid cohesion; replication-born double-strand break repair via sister chromatid exchange. The record is from RefSeq and is a predicted model, not a curated record. The coding region runs from base 136 to 1905 and encodes 589 amino acids. The transcript has 13 exons. Gene Ontology annotation, molecular function: protein binding; chromatin binding.